GCUUCCCUCUCCUUCCUCCCUCGCUCCGGCCCCGUUGCUCUUCCUCCCUCCCUGCCCCCUCCAUCCCGUGCACCUCGUCCCGGCCAGCUGUGCCCGGCGUUUGUCGGUCGCCCUGCCCCGGCCCUCCGGCCAGCCUUCUGCGGUCCCCGCCGCGAUGGAGCUGCCCCAGCCGGACCCCGCGCCUGGCUCGGCUCUCAGUCCGGCCGGCAUGCGCGGUGGCGCCGAGCGUCCGGGCCUCCGGCCGGGAGCUCAUGGCCUCUUGGGGUCCCCGGAGCGCGCGGCUGCUUCCUCGCCGGUCACCACCCUCACCCAGACCAUGCACAACCUCGCCGGGCUUGGCAGCGAGACCCCAAAGACCCAGGUAGGCAGCCUGCUCACACGCCUCUCCCUGUCACGGCGGCUGUCUGAGUCCUCCCUGUCGUCUGAGUCCUCUGAAUCUUCUGAUGCAGGUCUCUGCAUGGAUUCUCCCAGCCCCAUGGACCCCCAGAUGGCGGAGCACACGUUUGAACAGGCCAUCCAGGCAGCCAGCCGGGUCAUCCGAAAUGAGCAGUUUUCCAUCCGACGCUUCCAGUCUUUGCCGGUGAGGCUUCUGGGCCACAGUCCUGUACUACGGAACAUCACCAACUCGCAAGCGCCCGGCAGCUGGAGGAAGAGCCGGGCAUGCGGCCGAAGUGCCCACAGCUCUGGGGAGGACAAAGAGAAUGAUGGAUUUGUCUUCAAGAUGCCAUGGAAGCCCACACAUUCCAGCCACACCCAUGCUCUGGCAGAGUGGGCCAGCCGCAGAGAAGCCUUUGCCCAGAGGCCAAGCUCGGCCCCCGACCUGAUGUGUCUCACCCCUGAGCACAAGAUGGAAGUAGAGGAGCUGAGUCCCCUGGCCCGAUGCUGCUUCUCCCUGACCCCCACCAAGGGGGCUACUGAGGAAGAUGAUGGAUUCGUGGACAUCCUGGAGAGUGACUUAAAGGACGAAGAUGCAGUCCCCCCAGGCAUGGAGAGCCUCAUUAGCGCCCCACUGGUCAAGACCUCGGAAAAGGAAGAGGAGCAGGACCUCAUCAUGCACAGCAAGUGCCAGCGGCUCUUCCGCUCUCCGUCCAUGCCCUGCAGCGUGAUCCGGCCCAUCCUCAAGAGGCUGGAGCGGCCCCAGGACAGGGACCUGCCCAUACAGAACAAGCGGAGGAGGAGUGUAACCCCUCCAGAGGAGCAGCGGGAGGCCGAGGAACCUAAAGCCCGCGUUCUCCGCUCAAAGUCCUUGUGUCACGAUGAGAUCGAGAACAUCCUGGACAGUGACCACCGUGAACUGAUCGGGGAUUACUCCAAGGCCUUCCUCCUACAGACUGUGGAUGGAAAGCACCAAGACCUCAAGUACAUCUCGCCAGAAACGAUGGUGGCCCUGUUGAUGGGCAAGUUCAGCAACAUCGUGGAAAGGUUUCUGAUUGUGGACUGCAGAUACCCGUACGAGUAUGAAGGUGGGCACAUCAAGACUGCUGUGAACCUGCCCCUGGAACGGGAUGCUGAGACCUUCCUGCUGCAGAGCCCCAUCACUCCCUGUAGCCUGGACAAGAGAAUCAUCCUCAUUUUCCACUGUGAAUUCUCAUCUGAGCGCGGGCCCCGCAUGUGCCGUUUCAUCAGGGAACGAGACCGUGCAGCCAACGACUACCCCAGCCUCUACUAUCCUGAGAUGUAUAUCCUCAAAGGCGGCUACAAGGAGUUCUUCCCACAGCACCCGACGUUCUGUGAACCCCAGGACUACCGGCCCAUGAACCACGAGGCCUUCAAGGACGAGCUGAAGACCUUCCGCCUCAAGACGCGCAGCUGGGCCGGGGAGCGGAGCCGGCGGGAGCUCUGCAGCCGCCUGCAGGACCAGUGAGGGACUGGCGACUGUCCCGCCUGCCUCCCUUGCCUCGCGUGGCCUGGGCGCCAGCUGCCCAGUGGCCCGCAGGGCUGAGGGUCUGCUGGAGGCCCCAGGUGCUGUCCAGGGGAACGACGGCGAGGGUGUCCUGUCUGUCUGUCCCUCGGCCCAUCCCCUGUCUCUCUCCAAUCAUACUCCAUAUCCUGGUGCUCCCCCCUCUACCCCCAUCCCUGGAAGAGCCCAGCCUGUUGACUUAGUGAAAUUGGAUUAAGUCUAGCUCAAAGGAAGCAUUUUGUGUCCA
Molecule: messenger RNA, 2147 nt
Organism: Ceratotherium simum simum (southern white rhinoceros)
Lineage: Eukaryota; Metazoa; Chordata; Mammalia; Perissodactyla; Rhinocerotidae
Gene: CDC25B
Product: cell division cycle 25B
Biological process (GO): protein dephosphorylation; positive regulation of G2/M transition of mitotic cell cycle; positive regulation of G2/MI transition of meiotic cell cycle
Cellular component (GO): nucleus; cytoplasm
Molecular function (GO): protein tyrosine phosphatase activity
Source: RefSeq, a predicted model, not a curated record